Acaulospora morrowiae is the source of this 1056-nucleotide messenger RNA. The record is from the annotation of a GenBank genome assembly. NCBI's taxonomy places the organism in Eukaryota, Fungi, Glomeromycota, Glomeromycetes, Diversisporales, Acaulosporaceae.
AUGGGCCAAGUGCACUCCAGAAGCUCUUUAGAACCUCAACACGAUCUCACUUCAUCCCACUUCCUCCUUAAAAAACAUUUCUCAUUCGCCGCACUAAACCUUACACACGGAAACUGUGCCAAUUCACCUGACAGCUUCAGUAGUAACCCCUUUUGCAACGGAAAACUCCUUCAAGAUGACGACCUACCAUAUCCACUCGACAUCACCCCCGCCUUUCAGCUGGUCUCUCCAGAAACAUAUGAUCACAUCGACAAGCAGAAAAAGUACGAUUUGCCAGGUUAUGAAGAGCAUAUAGAUAGAAUACAAUUAAGGCACGUGCUGUUUCGAUAUGUGUGGCAAGGAAAUUUUUCCUCACCUCUGGAUGAAGAAUUGAAACGAGGAAUUCGUGUGUUGGACAUCGGCUGCGGCAGUGGGUCAUGGGUGUUGGACAUGUCAGCCCAGUAUCCAAAUUCGUCCUUUAUUGGUAUUGAUAUGUGUUCUGACUACUUCCCGUCCAAGGAUCUCCCAUCAAACGUCCACUUUCAAAAACUCAACGUUCUCGACGGCCUUCCAUUCGCCGAUGGUGAAUUUGACUUUGUACACUCGAGAUUCUUGGUGCAAUAUCUAACCGAGUUACAAUGGAACGAGUUCAUUAAAGAAUUAAUUAGGGUCACGCGAUCGAAAGGGUGGAUCGAACUAAUGGAAAUGGACAUGAUAUUCCACAAUGCUGGUCCCCAUUCCACAAAAUUACAAGAUUCCACAAUAAACUACUUCCAAAAUCAAGGAAUACAAGCCGUCAUCAGUACUUCGCUUCAAACUUACCUCCGUUCAACCGAUGCCUUCACCCUGAUAAAUUAUGAUCAUCGAUCCAGUCCUUUAGGAAGAUGGGCUGGUCGUUUGGGUGUUUACACGUUAAUCUACUUUUCGUUGGCCUAUAAAAAUAUGAUGCGAGUAUUACCCAAAUACAUGAACAUUAAUGAGGACGAAUACUGUGUGUUACUGGAGAGGUUUCGCGGAGAAUGUGAAUUAUUUGGAACUCUCAUGGAUACAUUUAGAAUUUGUUGUGAGAAAAAGUAA